AAGACGGCGUCUUUCAACGAUUUGCAGGUCAAUACUCUGUUGAUAAAAUUCGUCAUAAAGCUUCUCAUGGCCUUGACAAACAAUGGCACCUUCAAGAGUGUCACAAAUUUUUAGAGUUCAAUGCUGGACAAGGAUCCUGA
Molecule: messenger RNA, 140 nt
Organism: Ambispora leptoticha
Lineage: Eukaryota; Fungi; Glomeromycota; Glomeromycetes; Archaeosporales; Ambisporaceae
Source: the annotation of a GenBank genome assembly